CGCGCGGCCCGGGGGCGCAGGUCUGCAGAGUGACUGGCUCCCGGGCGAGGACUCACACCGAGAGCUCGUGCGCACUCUCGGAGCCCACCGGGCUGUGCCCGCCUUGGGUUCGCCCCGAGCGCCGGACACCGGCUGGGAGCCCUGGCGUCCGCAACUGUCGGUGGGGCAGGGGGCUUCGCGGAGUCCUGGAACCCAAGCAGCGCUGGGUCCUCUGGUUGUCCCCUGGAGGGGAGGGCCCACGGGCGGCGACAUCGGAGCGCGCCCUUCCCACGGUGCGGUGGACUUGGGCGUCACCGGCUUGGGGGCGUUUCCUGAGACCCCCAGAAAUCCCAGAGGCGAGGUAACCUGAAGCCUCGACAGACCGAUCCUGGGGUCAGAGUGCCCCACCACUGCUCUCCAUCGGGAGAAACUCACCCGCGGCCAAGGCUGAAGUUCGAGGCCCUACCUUCCUGGUGAAGUGACAGUUUGUGGAUAGACAAGCUCAGACACAAGACGUUGUCACCACAGAUUGGCACUCGGUGGCCUGCGUGGCCCCAUCCAGUCAACAUGGUAGACACAGAAAGUCCACUCUGUCCCCUCUCCCCGCUCGAGACCGAGGACCUGGAGAGCCCCUUAUCUGAGGAAUUCUUAAAAGAAAUGGGAAACAUUCAAGAGAUUUCUCAGUCGAUCGGUGAAGAGAGUUCCGGAAGUUUUAGUUUCACAGACUACCAAUACUUAGGAAGCUGUCCGGGCUCUGACGGCUCCAUCAUCACAGACACCCUCUCUCCAGCUUCCAGUCCAUCCUCAGUCAGCUGCCCUGUGGUCCCAGGCUGCACGGAUGAGUCCCCGAGUGGCAUGCUGAACAUCGAGUGUCGAAUCUGUGGGGACAAGGCCUCGGGCUACCACUAUGGCGUCCAUGCGUGUGAAGGCUGCAAGGGUUUCUUUCGGCGAACUAUUCGCCUAAAGCUGGUGUACGACAAAUGUGAUCGGAGCUGCAAGAUUCAGAAGAAGAAUCGGAACAAGUGCCAAUAUUGUCGUUUCCACAAGUGCCUGUCCGUCGGGAUGUCACACAAUGCAAUUCGUUUUGGGCGAAUGCCGAGAUCUGAAAAAGCCAAGCUGGAAGCAGAAACCCUGACCUGUGAACGUGAACGGGAGGACUCCGAGACUGCAGACCUCAAAUCCCUGGCCAAGAGAAUUCACGAGGCUUACCUGAAGAACUUCAAUAUGAACAAGGUCAAGGCCCGAGUCAUCCUCGCGGGAAAGACCAGCAACAACCCACCUUUUGUCAUACAUGACAUGGAGACCUUGUGUAUGGCCGAGAAGACACUGGUGGCCAAGAUGGUGGCCGACGGCAUCCAGAACAAGGAGGCAGAGGUCCGCAUCUUCCACUGUUGCCAGUGCAUGUCCGUGGAGACCGUCACCGAGCUUACAGAAUUCGCCAAGGCCAUCCCAGGCUUUGCAAAUUUGGACUUGAAUGACCAAGUCACUUUGCUAAAGUAUGGAGUGUAUGAGGCCAUAUUCACAAUGCUGUCUUCUCUGAUGAACAAAGACGGGAUGCUGAUAGCCUAUGGCAACGGCUUCAUCACGCGUGAGUUCCUAAAGAACCUAAGAAAACCGUUCUGUGAUAUCAUGGAACCCAAGUUUGAUUUUGCCAUGAAGUUUAAUGCCCUGGAACUGGAUGACAGCGAUAUCUCCCUUUUCGUGGCUGCUAUAAUUUGUUGUGGAGAUCGGCCCGGCCUUCUAAACAUAGGAUACAUUGAGAAGAUGCAGGAGGGGAUCGUGCACGUGCUCAAGCUCCACUUGCAGAGCAACCACCCGGAUGACACCUUUCUCUUCCCAAAACUUCUCCAAAAAAUGGUGGACCUCCGGCAGCUGGUCACCGAGCAUGCACAGCUGGUACAGGUCAUCAAGAAGACUGAGUCAGAUGCGGCCCUGCACCCGCUGUUGCAGGAGAUCUACAGGGACAUGUACUGUUAAAGAGAGAGAGAGAGAGAGAGAGAGAGAGAGAGAGAGAGAGAGAGCGCCAGCACUGUCCAUGGACCUCUGAGGUUGGCAGGCCCUGCACAGGAGAGACCAGAGCAGCAGGGAAUUGCACAGAUGGAGAGGACUGAGCCUAGGUAACCAGCCUCUGCUCCAUCUUUCCCUUUCCAACUGGCACUUCUGAGAGUGAGCCUGCUGGUGAUUGCAGGCUACUAGAAUCCAGAAAACUACAGAAAAUGACAGUCCCCAGUCUGAUAUUAACUGACCCAAUGUUAAUCAAUGCCCAACUCUCUAUCAUGUUUGUAAUUGGCCACUAAUUAAUGGGUAACAUCAAAGUCCGUGUUUUGUUCCCUACCCCCCUUCCUUCUGGCUGUGUAUACCCUUGUAAUCCAAAAAAACGAAUCAGCGCUUUUUAACCUUUAAAACCCUGAAAGACAGGAUGUGGCCAGAGGCUAUUUAAACAUGACAAAAAUAUGUAUUGGGAAGACUUGAGUUCUGUUUCCUAGCUCUGAAGAAACACAGUGGUCUUCAUUUUAGCCAUAGGAGUAAGAGACAUCAAGAAUGGAUUGAUAAGCUAUCAAAAUGCAGCCCCGUUGUCUUCUUGGUUCGGUUUACGUUUGGGGAGGUUACAAGCAAUGUGUAAAAAAGCUUGUUUCCAGGCUUGCAUAGACAAUCCCAGAAAGCCAGAUCUCAAGAAGCUGAAGGAGGUUUAAGCCAGUGUCUGAUAAGCAGAGACAGGAUGAUCCCUACGCACCAAGUACUCUCUGUCUUGCACCUCUGUUCUUGUCCAGCUGCAACUGGCCCGGUCUGGCAGUGUGCGGGCUUGACAGGGAUUCUAGGGACAAAUUCACAUUGAUUUAUAAACGUUUCUCCAGACCCCUUUUGGCAGCUCCUCUGUCCUCACUGUGCUCCCUUUGAAAGUGACACUUUGUAUUUUUUUAAAACUCUUGGUGAUAGAUGCUCCCUGGAGGGGAGGAGGGAAGAGUGACUUUAGCAUCCAGGCUGGGAGGGGCUGUUCACCCUGGAGAACAAGACGAAGUGAGAGACCCUUCACCUAGUAGUCGUGCCCAGUCCCAGAUUUCACAACACUUGGUUAUUAUUAUUUUUGUUUUACAAAGAAUUAGAUGGUCAAGUUCUUUUCCCACCAUAUACAAGAUAUAGUUUUUUCAACGUCUAAAAUACUACUUUUAGCCCUAAAGAUCAACUCAGCCGCCAGUCCGCUGGGAAAGCAAUAUUGGCUGCCUUAUGAUAAACUGUUGCACAAGGAAUUCACAGUGGUCCCUCUGCCGGACCUCAGGGAGCCUACUGGCACCUGGCCUCCAAGGGGUGGCUGCACAUUUCAGACCAGGUCCGGCCUUUUGCAGCUCCCUCACCUGUAGAAAAUUUGUCUCUUCUGAGAUUGUCAUUAUUUCUUGUUAAAGAAUGUUCAGAAUUAGGGUUGGAGAGAUGGCUCAGCGAUUAAGAGCACUGGCUACUCUUGCAGAGAACCUGGCUUUGGCUCCCAGC
Molecule: messenger RNA, 3465 nt
Organism: Nannospalax galili (Upper Galilee mountains blind mole rat)
Lineage: Eukaryota; Metazoa; Chordata; Mammalia; Rodentia; Spalacidae
Gene: Ppara
Product: peroxisome proliferator activated receptor alpha
Exons: 8
Coding region: 547-1956 (469 amino acids)
Biological process (GO): positive regulation of transcription by RNA polymerase II; hormone-mediated signaling pathway; negative regulation of inflammatory response
Cellular component (GO): nucleus
Molecular function (GO): RNA polymerase II cis-regulatory region sequence-specific DNA binding; nuclear receptor activity; zinc ion binding
Source: RefSeq, a predicted model, not a curated record